GCGCGGCAGGGCGUUCAUGGGGGAAGCCGAGCGUGGCUGGUGAUUUAACUUUUGUUGUUUUAUGGCAGAGGCUGUGCAGCGUCGGGUUAUGCUUCGAUUUACCCUCUGACUGCGAUCAGUCUCUGCUGCCCACACGCUGCUGAUUCUCUGCCGGGCAUUCUCAGUCGUCUCCGGAGACACCAUGGCUAGAGGGAAGAAAAUGUCCAAGGCCAGCGACGGAAGAAGCGGGGACGCACCGGAAACCUGUCGAACCGGUGGAACCAAUGAGAACAAGCCGAAAAUGAACGGGGAUCUUUGUCAGUUAAAAAUCGACUCUUUUGUGAGCCCUAUUAAAUCGUCCUGUGCACGCCCGCCUCUGCAAGAAGAAAACUCCACUCUACACCAUGAGGGCAAAGCUCUGGGGAAAACCUCUUCAGAUGUUCACAGGAAAACAGAAGAAUCUGGUCCUAACCAGAAACCCACAGGAACAGACACACAGAAGAAGUUGCCUCCCGCUGACAGGAACGCUGAGCCUCAGAAGGUGGGCAAAACAAAACGCCACAGAAGGAAAGUACAAGGAACAAAAUCUCCUAACAGAAAGGUUACAGAUUAUUUCCCUGUUAGACGAAGCUGUAGGAAAUGCAAAAAGGAUCUUGAGUCUGAAGAAAAACAGAGAAUAGAUGAGCUGAUUAAAAGUGGCAAAGAAGAGGGAUUGAAGGUUGAUAUGACUCCUGGCAAAGGUAGAGGGGUGAUUGCAACUCGGAAUUUCUUACGUGGGGAGUUUGUGGUAGAAUACCAUGGGGACCUGCUAGAGAUCACAGCUGCCAAAGAACGAGAAGUAUCUUAUGCUGAAGAGUCAUCCGUUGGCUGCUACAUGUACUACUUUCAGUUUCUGAACAAAACCUACUGUGUUGAUGCCACAAAAGAAAGCAAACGUCUUGGGAGGCUGAUAAAUCAUAGCAAAGCUGGAAAUUGCCAUACAAAACUUCACAGUAUAAACGAUGUACCUCACCUAAUAUUGAUUGCAUCAAGGGACAUAGAAGCAGGGGAGGAACUGUUGUAUGACUAUGGAGAUCGAAGCAAGUCUUCCAUUGAAGCACAUCCAUGGCUUAAACACUGACUGUCAUAUGGAUUCACUGAAUUUUCACCUUUUUCCUGUGAACUGACUUGGUUUUAAAACCUUUCCCUCGUUUCCUUCCAUUAGCACAUGCACAGAUCACUUGAAUUUAAAUGUAGGCUAUUUUUAUAUUCCAUUCUUCUGUGUUUUACAUAGAGGCAAGUCUGUGCUUCCCAAGUAUCUAGCAGAAUUAUAGGCAUCAUUUUAUCUUCUCCUUCCCCCUCGGUACUACACUAUCUCUUGUUCUUCCAGAGUAGUUAAUGAUGGGAAGUCCAAUUCCAUUUAGAUCCCUUUCAUAUAAUUAUUAGCAGUAAGUAUAUGGAUAUGCAGCAAUCCUUAUUGUAUGAUAGUGGCCCACUCUGUUCCUGUUUACAGGGGGUUAAGGCCAUGUACUGGACACUGAUUUUUAUUCUUGCCACAUACUUUGCGUAUAAUGGAGAAGGAAAUGUUUCAUGGGUCAAUAUUGUCUAAAUCUCAAAGAGAUCACAACUCCAUUCAUAGCUACUAGUCACUCCUGUAGAAUAAGGUGCAGACGCCCUGUAAGUUCCUUUUCUUUAGCUGUAGUUUUCAGCAUGUGGAAGCUGCAUCUCUAAGCUCCGCCUCCAGCUGUUCCAACAUCUCAAAAGUCCUAGGUUGCAUUCCCCUAUAUUAAGUGGCAUUCCAAACCCCCCCCCCCCCCUUUUUUUUCUUCUCCUUUACCCUCCCCUUGCAGUAUUCUUCUGAAACUGUUUUUGUGUGCUGUUCCCUGUGAAACUACUUUUUAAACUUCAGUCAAUAUACUAUGAAAUCUAAGCUUUUCCAUCUGUGAGAUUGAACCGCAAUGGUUUAUCUGUCUAUAUAGCAGAAACUGUGGGAAAGUAGCACCUUUUUAGCAUAAUAUAAAUUUUAAAUGCCAUUCUGUACCCUGCCAUGACCGUUCCGGUCUAAAAAUGUGUUGUAUAAAUAGUGUUGAAGUAGAUUCAUGAACAUAGUCCAGAAUGACAUACAUUUUGUUACUGUAAAAGUCCAGAUUGCUCUGGUGAGGCUUUUUUAUGCAGUGAGUGUAAAAUAUCAUGUGAAGACUUUUUUUUUUUUUUUUUUUUGUAUCAAAAGAAUGAGGAUUCUGUGGAAUAAAUAUUUAUUAGUAAAAAAUAAAAUUGCAAGCACUGCUA
Molecule: messenger RNA, 2247 nt
Organism: Pseudophryne corroboree (corroboree frog)
Lineage: Eukaryota; Metazoa; Chordata; Amphibia; Anura; Myobatrachidae
Gene: KMT5A
Product: lysine methyltransferase 5A
Exons: 8
Coding region: 182-1099 (305 amino acids)
Biological process (GO): regulation of DNA damage response, signal transduction by p53 class mediator; regulation of transcription by RNA polymerase II
Cellular component (GO): polytene chromosome; nucleus
Molecular function (GO): transcription regulator activity; histone H4K20 methyltransferase activity; protein binding
Source: RefSeq, a predicted model, not a curated record